UCCAGUUCUGUUGCACUUGUGCUUUGUUUGAAACUAAUGGUGUUGUAUGUAGACAUAUAUUAUCGCUAAUGAUGGCUAGGCAAAUGGAUUCAUUACCCGACCACUACAUCCUACACCGUUGGACCAUACAUGCAAGGCAUCGUAACAUUGGGGUUGGCAAUAUUGUAUUUGGAAGAAACAUCACCAGCUGUGAAGAGAAGAUUAAUUUAUUGAAAUCUUGGGCUUUAAGAGCAAAAUUCAAUAAUGUGCUCGAGCUUGCAUUUGAUUCAGAAGAGAAGCUGCAACAACUUGAUGAUGUGCUAACAAAUUUCAUGGAAUCACUUGAAGAAGAAGUUGGAGAAACUCAAGAUCAAAUUAUGGAUAUUCCUCAACCUUCCGCACCCAUUUCACAUACAAUAGAGAACAUUCCUCAGAUAACAGUUCGUGAUCCUGAUAGACCUGCAAGGACUAAAGGUCGUCCACACAAUGCUACUAGAAUCCAGUCAGGUUUAGAACAGGCACAAGAAAAGAAAGAAAGGAAGAAACACAUAUGUAGCAGAUGUGGUGAACUCGGGCAUUAUAGAACUAGUUGUAAAGUUAACUUGCAAAGGUAAACAUAUGCACGGGUGGUGGAUGUAUUGGUUUGUUCAAAAAGUCAUAUCUCAUGAUUAAUGUUCAUCCACAACUGUUGCUGAUUGUCUUGUAGCUGCUGAUGUAUUACUACAUUUUAUGUAUUAAGACUGAUUGUGUUAAGACUGAUUGUGCCUUGUAGCUGCUGAUGUGUUAAGACUAAUGUAUUAAGACCGAGUAUGUGUGUGUGUUAUUGGUUAUUUGAUAUGGAUUGUUGUCUUGUAGUCGCUGAUGUAUGUGAAUUGUAUUGUGAAGUUUGUAAGUUUUAAUUC
Messenger RNA from Asparagus officinalis (garden asparagus), 881 nucleotides. RefSeq lists its product as uncharacterized. The transcript is spliced from 3 exons. The record is from RefSeq and is a predicted model, not a curated record. Gene Ontology annotation, molecular function: zinc ion binding; nucleic acid binding. Lineage: Eukaryota; Viridiplantae; Streptophyta; Magnoliopsida; Asparagales; Asparagaceae. Bases 69 to 593 code for a protein of 174 amino acids.